AUGUCGAACUUGUAUGGAGAUUUUAAUCAAAAGAUUGAUUAUGUUUUCAAGAUUGUAUUGAUUGGAGAUUCUGCAGUAGGGAAAUCUCAACUGCUAGCUCGUUUUGCAAGAAAUGAAUUUAGUUUGGAUUCAAAGGCAACUAUUGGUGUUGAAUUUCAAACAAAGACUCUGAUUGUUGAUCAAAAGACCGUCAAGGCACAGAUUUGGGACACUGCUGGCCAAGAAAGCUUAGUUAUUCAUGAAAUGUGGAGUCAAUUGUUGUCUACUUACCGAUCAACCGAUAAUGAUAUAUAG
Messenger RNA from Coffea arabica (coffee), 294 nucleotides. The record is from RefSeq and is a predicted model, not a curated record. Lineage: Eukaryota; Viridiplantae; Streptophyta; Magnoliopsida; Gentianales; Rubiaceae.